UUUGUCCUCCGGGCACAGUGGGUAAAAGUGAACUGUAGCCGGACGGGACUCGGUGAGGCGACAGUGUCGUCUCUGCUCUGUGUUGAAUUGAAUGGACACAGUUCGUCUGCUUCAUUUCUUUUAAUCUCAGGUUGAAAUAAACAGGAUUUACCAGUGGAGUGCCAGUUUUACCAGACUCAACUAUCUUGAUUUCAAGGAUUUUAGCAUUUUCCCGAGCCGUAGCCUACCCAGUCUUCCUCGUGCGUAAAUCCGAUAGACUGUGGACUCCACGGUAAAGCCAGACCACAUGCCUGCAAUGCUUUCGGCUGGUGUGAACGUUCGAGUCGACCCUGAAGAGGAAUGCUGUGCAGUUAAUUUCAGAGUUUUUCCUAAAGAAUCCAGAAGAAUCCUUCACUGACAGUCGCUUUUUCAAAUAUGGGAGAAAGCCACCGCUCAGCGAUUAAGUAGUUUCCUGCACCUUGCUUUGCCUAAAAUUCUGCACAUUUACCGGAACAGCUCUGUGUCGGGACUUUUCUUAAGUUGAUCAUGCCACUGAUGAAAGUUACUCCCACUCCAGAGAAGGGGACUGCUCUGCGACUUUAACUGCAGAGCACAGUAAAUAUGUGCGGAGAGUGGAAGCUGUAACUCGAGGCGGGGUUAAGGUUCAGCUCUAUGGAGCGGUGAAGCGUUGGUUGCAGUUCGUAGAGUUGGAAAUGUGAAAGCAAGAAGCAGGCUUUAAUUUUUUCCCUCUCUCCCUUCUCUCUGUCUCUCUUUUUUUCUUUUCAUACACACGGACACAACCAUCACGCGUACACGGACACACAUAGAGUCUUCAUACACCCCCACACAUACACAAGCACACAUACACACACUCACACACAUCAGCACAUACAUAAACACGCUGACUUGUAACAGUUAUCCAAACAUACACUCAUACCUCACAAAUUCAAGAUAAAACACCAGAUAUGUAUUCGCCGCUAUGUCUAACACAGGAUGAAUUCCAUCCUUUCAUUGAAGCGCUGCUGCCACACGUGCGAGCCUUCGCUUACACUUGGUUCAACCUGCAGGCCCGCAAGAGGAAGUACUUCAAGAAGCACGAGAAGCGUAUGAGCAAAGAAGAGGAGCGCGCAGUGAAGGACGAGCUGCUCAGCGAGAAGCCAGAGGUCAAGCAAAAGUGGGCCUCGCGACUCCUCGCCAAACUGCGCAAGGACAUCCGGCCCGAGUUCCGUGAGGACUUUGUCUUAACUGUCACCGGCAAGAAGCCACCGUGCUGCGUGCUGUCCAAUCCCGACCAGAAGGGCAAGAUGAGGCGGAUUGAUUGCCUCCGUCAGGCCGACAAAGUGUGGCGUCUGGACCUGGUCAUGGUGAUUUUGUUCAAAGGUAUUCCACUGGAAAGCACGGACGGCGAGCGGCUGGUUAAGUCCCCGCAGUGCUCGAACCCGGGGCUGUGCGUGCAGCCACACCACAUAGGAGUUUCAGUGAAGGAGCUCGACCUCUACUUGGCCUACUUUGUGCAUGCUGAAGCAACACAGUCUGAGAGUCCAAACCAACCCAAUGAGUCCGACAUCAAGGAUCAGCCAGAAAAUGGUCAUCUGGGAUUCCAGGACAGUUUUGUCACAUCUGGGGUUUUCACCGUUUCAGAGCUGGUGCGCGUGUCACAGACUCCCAUUGCUGCAGGGACGGGACCCAACUUCUCCCUGGCCGACCUGGACAGCUCCUCCUAUUACAGCAUGAGCCCUGGAGCCAUGAGGCGACCCCUACCCAGCACCUCAUCCAGCAGCUCUGCGAAGCGUAUUAAGUGCAUUGAGGACGAAGUGGACAGUCCAGGCGAGGAGUCCUACUACCCUGGGCAGGGACGUUCACCGGGCAGCGGCAGCCAAGCCAGCAGCUGGCACGAGGUGGAGCCAGCUGGAUAUAAACUGCGUGGCUCGCUAGCUAGUUCGUUCAUCUCAAGACAAGCAAGUCCCCAUGCCACGCCUUCUAGUCUGCAUUUCCCGACGUCGCCCAUCAUCCAGCAGCCAGGCUCCUACUUCUCUCACCCGGCCAUCCGCUACCAUCCACAGGAGACCUUGAAGGAGUUUGUCCAACUUGUCUGCCCUGACAGUGGUCAGCAAGCUGGACAGGUGGGCUUCCUUAAUCCCAACGGCAGCAGUCAGGGAAAGGUGCACAACCCGUUCCUGCCCACCCCAAUGCUCCCCCCCCCCCCCCCUCCCAUGGCACGCCCCGUGCCCUUGCCCGUGCCAGACUCCAAACCGCCCUCCACCUCCACCGAGGGAGGGGGCAACUCCCCCACCUCGCCAACUUACUCCACGCCGAGCACGUCCCCAGCUCAGCGCUUUGUCAGUGUGGGCCCCCGAGACCCCAGCUUUGUAAAUAUCCCUCAGCAGCCUCAGUGGUACCUGGGCUAAAGAUUCUGGACUCUCACCACCCCCCUCCAGAGGAACCCCUUUGCCCCAAAAUGAGUGCAACCUGCAAACCGUGUUCACCUGUCUACCUGUACACCUGUCUGACAGAGAGAAGUCCCCUACCCCUUGCA
Alosa alosa (allis shad) is the source of this 2515-nucleotide messenger RNA. It is a transcript of the gene nfia, whose product is annotated as nuclear factor I/A. Gene Ontology annotation, biological process: regulation of transcription by RNA polymerase II. Gene Ontology annotation, cellular component: nucleus. Gene Ontology annotation, molecular function: DNA-binding transcription factor activity, RNA polymerase II-specific; RNA polymerase II cis-regulatory region sequence-specific DNA binding. Lineage: Eukaryota; Metazoa; Chordata; Actinopteri; Clupeiformes; Clupeidae. The record is from RefSeq and is a predicted model, not a curated record.